UCUUUGACCCGACAGUUCUCCCAAAACCUCCAAAACGCGAAAGCAGAUGAGAGAAUCAGUUCCUCAUAAUCAGGAAAAACGAUAGGAAAACGAAAAUAAAUCGAGUGCUCGAGCCCCAGCUCUUGUCCCCAGGUGUGUCCCCAGCUUUAAAAAAUUGAUGUUCACCGUGUAAGUGGACGGAUAUGUCUGAAAGUCCUGAGAUCCUCCAUCGCGCGUGAACACUCCGACAAAGCCCAGUGCAAUCCCAACCCCGAGGAGCAAAGUGAGAGAAACAAUUAGGAGUGAUUGGAGUGCUUGAAGGGGCGUAGUUGUUGGAUUUUUAAUUGUCCUGACGUCUUGUCUCGUGGCUCAUCGUUAUGACGACUGGUGCACGUUGGUCCACCAAGUGGUUGUGAUGAUAAAAAUAGAAUCACCUAGGAACGAGAGGUGUGAGCUGAUGCCCCAUUGAAGGAUUCACCUCGUGGACUUGAUUGUGAAUAGUUAUUCCUUUGACAGGAGCUCGGGAAAAAAAAUAUGAGGAUGAGAGUGAUGACGAGCUGAGACACACCAUCGACAACGCCAUGUUAUCUGGGAGCAGAAAUUUUUGUCAUAAGUGUUUGUUGUUAUUUUUUAACGUUUUUUUUUUACUUUGGUGAGAGCAACCAGAAGUGCAUUUUCACGGGGGUUCUUUUUUUUUAUCGUGUACCAGGGCUGUGAGAGGGGGUAAACAGCAUAAUGCCGGUAUGCAACGUGAAGACGAAAUGUCUGCCAGCCACAUUUGCCUGGAGCCUUCUACUCAUCACUACGACACUUUAUUUCUAUUAUCCGUGCCAAUACUACAUAUUCCAGUAUCCAUGGGUUCCAGCACUCCAGGGAGUCAUUACCUUCCUCGUACUCACCAAUUUUGGGCUCGCCACGUUUAUGGAUCCUGGUGUCAUACCAAAAGCACCUCCAGAUGAAGACAGAGAGGACGAAUUUCGUGCUCCUCUCUUCAAGAACGUCGAGAUCAAUGGGAUUACUGUUCGCAUGAAGUGGUGUGUCACGUGUAAAUUCUACAGACCACCGAGAUGUUCACACUGCAGUGCUUGUGACCAUUGCAUCGAGACAUUCGAUCAUCAUUGCCCGUGGGUCAACAACUGCGUGGGCAGGAGGAAUUACAGAUACUUCUUCUAUUUCCUAUUAUCUUUGAGCUGCCAUAUGCUCAGUAUUUUUGGACUGUGUCUGUACUUCGUGCUACAGCACAAGCAGAAGCUAGGGGAGGUCGAUACAACUGUGGCGAUGGUGCUGAUGGGAGUGGUUACACUGCUGUUCUUUCCCAUUUGUGGAUUAACAGGUUUUCAUGUGGUGCUUAUAUUUAGAGGUAGAACUACAAAUGAACAGGUCACGGGUAAAUUCAAUGGUGGAUACAAUCCAUUCUCACGUGGGUGCGUUCGUAAUUGCUGUUACACACACUUUGGACCACGAUACCCUAGUUUAAUGAAGCCUGAAAAAUACUUGGGGAAGCGUCGUGGAGCCUGUGCAUCCGAGAUAUCCCCGACAGACAGCGAGAACCAGGUAAAAACCUACAUGGAUAGCAGCAAUGGUGUUAGAAAUGCCAGUUCAAAUGCUUAUAAUAAGUUAUCACCCAGAAGGGACGGCUCGGACACUGACAUGGAGCCAACAGCCUCACAGUCAGCUGAUUGCGAGCCAACUCCACCAUUACAGAGACACGGAUCAAAGAGUAAUUUUUUCCUGCCACCGGUUGAGACCACUGACUCACCGAGACACCCAUUACCACAGAAUCAUCAUCCCAUUCAUUACCCCAGGGGAAGUCCUCAUCCCAGGCCAAGGGGGAUGAACGGCUCUCGGAGUCAUACCCCUGAUGUUCUGUCACCGGAGGGUGCAGGAGGAUCGUGCGGUCUUCAGAGAGGUCAGGGACAGGUUGGAGGUGGUGCUAGUCCAACGAUGCAGCAACGGAUAAAAGCUAUCGGUGUGCCAACACCUCUUGCCAUUUCCAGUAAUAUUCGCAGGUCAAACCCGGGGACCCCGACGCAGGUACGUCGGCCGGACUACAUCGGUGUGACCGAGACACCGACGUACUACGACGUCCAGCAUCACAACAAUCUGCCAGUGGGUGCCAAUGGUUCAGGUGUACCUGGUUACAGUCCACAGCGUCGAUUUCUAUCAGAGAGUGAAUUAAUUCGUAGCAAUGAUCACCACUACUCGCGCACCAACAACACAGUGGAUAAUAUAAGAGAGCUAGCUGGAUCACCACAGAGAGGUGUCUACAUGUGGAAGGAUCACUCACCAUCGGGUUAUCCAAGUGUCCAGAUGCCCCAUCCCACUCUCACGUCCAUGCAGAGACCUCCACCCUACGAUUAUUACUGCUCCAAUCCCACGAGUCCCACCCAGCAGCCGUACAAUCCACCGAGGGGUGCAUAUCAUCCAGCAAAUCGUGGUGGUGUACCUGUUUUUCCACCACAUCAGUCACCCCAGGUCAAGAGGAAGACAAUGGCAACACCAACCACUCCAACGUCCAAUGAUGCCAGGCGCAGGCCCAUGUCAUUUGUCAGGGCCCUCGAGAUGACUGACUCCAUGGAGAUGGUCGCUGUACCUGGGGACAGGAGCAAUCAGAGACCCACAACUCCCACUCCUGACAGGGGCAGUGUCUACGAUAUGAACUAUGAGAUAUCCGUAUAGCGGUCUAGGAGGUGGAGGACUGGUGUCGCUGUGUGAGAGAGAUUUUUCCAAGUUUUUUUUUUCGUUCUUCCAGGUUUUUGCAAAGGAUUUCACUGAGGAGCGAGGAUAUUUUGAUCUAGAGGGAGAUUUUCGAGGGGUUCUAAAAUUCAUGUGAAUAUUCUAGGGAAGAAAAUUUUGGUUGAGGAAUUUUUUGAGGUUUGACAAAUAAGUUUUAGAGUUGAAUAGAUUUUCUAGAAUCAAAGACAGAUAAUCUCUGAAAUUUAGAGCAUCAUUAUUUCUUUGAUCCCUCUGGUCGAUAUUCUCCUCUUGAUGAAAUUACGAACUUAAAUGUUGAAACUGAAAAAAUCAUAACACAUGGGACCUCUUUUUAUCGCCCAGGUUAAUGACUAUUGACAAUUACCAAUUGUCAUGUCUGUAGUUAGCAAUAUUUUUUAAAUUUAGUUGAUCAUGAUCGAUAACGCAUGCUACUGGCAGCCAAACAAUUAAUUAGACCGAGUUUGGUCGUACGAUUAUGGAAAAUGUCCAAAUACCUUAAUCGUAGGUGAGGAGAGGAUGUAUCUAGCAUCACCCGUUUUUUAGUACACGUUAAGGUCAGUUUAGAUUUUUAUAUAGGAUCACGUAAAGAGGGGACAUGCUGCUUACAUCGAGAUAUUUUUUUAUUGCCAAAUUAUUAUUUUGGGAAGUUGUAAAACGUUAAUUCACGGUGACACUUGUCUUUCCAGUUUAGAUUUUCGUUGUUAUCUCGGUUACGAGUGCUCCCGCAGAAGAAAGUCAGAGGGAUCUUAAUUAGAAAAAGAAAUUGUCUAGAAAAAAUUCCUCUGACAUUGUUCUCUAAUACCAAUCAUUGUCCAGAUAAUUAGCUGAUUAAGAUGGAAAAAAAUCAGGUUCUAUUACGUUUUGCUCUUCCCUCUUAAAUUAUCUCACUCGCUUAAUUUUUCUCGAUAUCUUUCCAUCGAAUCCUCAUCGAAAGAUAAAACGACUGGGAUAAUUUCCCAGUUUCAUAUUUAAUUCUGUUGAAUUCAGUGGCGAAGCGAUAAAUUUAUAUCAAUUUUCCUGCGUUAUAUUGAGAAAUAUCUUCGAAUCCGAGAGAGAUAGCAAAAAAUUUGAGCUUACCUUUUUUGUAGUGCUCAAUGGACUCAAUAUAAAGGAUUUUGACUAAAAUUUCGAUAUCUGUCCUCAAUACCAAGAUAUUUACUGAACACUGAUCUGUUUUAUCGUUUGGCUACUGACCUUCUAUUUUGUUUUUGUUUUGAUUUUUGUUUAUAUUCCCAAAAUGAUGCAAUUUUUUAUUUAUUACUUUUCUAUUUCGAAAUACACAUGAAGAUAGUUAUGCGGAUGAAUAUUUAAUCAAAGAAGAGGAACAAAAUUAGAGGGAGGCAAAUGAAAAACAAUUUUGUGUGAGUGUGUGUGAGGGGAGAUAUUGUCCAUUUGAAAGAAAAAAAAACAUAAGCAAGCGUAAGAGUUACUUAAUCGACUCGAGUCAUUGUCAAGGAUAGGAUUAACGAGAAAAACGAAUUUUUUGUGUAUAAAUAAUUGUCAAACGUGUAGCAAACAAAAUUUAUAAUACAUAUUUAACGAUAUUUAAACGUCAAGUUGAGGAGGUGAAGGAUGGAUUUAUUAUUUCUCUUGAAUGUGUCCAAUUAACAAGAAUAUCUCCAUUGUUUCAGUCAUUUUGCGUUGUGAAUAGAUGUUGGUGGGCUCGAAGGCGACAAUUAAGUUGAAAAUUAAGAGAUUUUAAAACCGAAAAGAGAGAAUUCAGUGAGAAAGUGAAAAAACUCGAACAGUUUUUUCAAAUGUUGAUUGAUCUCGCAAACUAUUGAUUUUAGGAGAAAAUACGAGAAUACCCUUUUCAUCCGGAAUUUCAUAAUCUACAAAAAAGUCCUCUGGCAUUUUCCUCUGAAGUCGAUAGUUUUCGAGAUUAAUCGAUCCAUAAUCGAUUGUGAAAAUGGUGAAUUAAAUUGUCUUUUCGGAUUGAUCUCUUGGAAGUCAUUCCUUCGAGCUUAAUUGACAAAUCGACUAAUCUGUUAUUUUUUUAAUUUUUUUGGUGAGUGCAACGAGUGCAGUGCGUGCGCCUGUUAAUCUAAGAAUGCGAGAGGAACUCUCCAAUUAUGUGAAAGUAUAAAAUGAAACAAAAUACAGUGAAUUAUACCCUGUGAAUGAUUUUUUGUUAAUAACGUGAAGAACUUGAGAACAAUGGAUGCUGUGUAAUAUAUGAAUUAUUGGGCUGAAUGUCCGUCAAGAGUUGGGUAAUGCAUAAUUAUUAUUUCCCUGAGUACUCUGGAUUCAUUGUAAAAAGGGAGCUCACAAAAAUUGUACCAAAUUUGUGUUCUGUAUCACAAAAAUAAUGUCAAUAAGGUCAAGACCAUUAAACCCAUUUUGAAAAUAAUA
Molecule: messenger RNA, 5046 nt
Organism: Fopius arisanus
Lineage: Eukaryota; Metazoa; Arthropoda; Insecta; Hymenoptera; Braconidae
Gene: Zdhhc8
Product: zinc finger DHHC-type containing 8
Exons: 9
Coding region: 715-2658 (647 amino acids)
Biological process (GO): protein palmitoylation
Molecular function (GO): palmitoyltransferase activity
Source: RefSeq, a predicted model, not a curated record